Molecule: messenger RNA, 2763 nt
Organism: Galeopterus variegatus (Sunda flying lemur)
Lineage: Eukaryota; Metazoa; Chordata; Mammalia; Dermoptera; Cynocephalidae
Gene: ARSK
Product: arylsulfatase family, member K
Exons: 8
Coding region: 13-1623 (536 amino acids)
Source: RefSeq, a predicted model, not a curated record
CCGCUGCCCACGAUGCUGCUGCUGUGGGUGUCGGUGGUCGCAGCCUCGGCGCUGGCGGCACCGGCCCCCGGGGCACCUGGGCAGAGGCGGGGAGCAGCCGGAGCACCUAACGUGGUGAUAGUCGUGAGCGACUCCUUCGAUGGAAGGUUAACAUUUUACCCAGGAAGUCAGGUAGUAAAACUUCCUUUUAUCAACUUCAUGAAAGCACAUGGCACUUCCUUUCUGAAUGCCUACACGAACUCCCCAAUCUGUUGCCCAUCACGUGCAGCCAUGUGGAGUGGCCUCUUCACUCACUUAACAGAAUCUUGGAAUAAUUUUAAGGGUCUAGAUCCAAAUUAUACAACAUGGAUGGAUAUCAUGGAGAAGCAUGGCUACCGAACACAAAAGUUUGGGAAACUGGACUAUACUUCAGGACAUCACUCCAUCAGUAAUCGUGUGGAAGCAUGGACAAGAGAUGUUGCUUUCUUACUCAGACAAGAAGGCAGGCCUAUGGUUAACCUCAUCCCUAAUAAGACUAAAGUAAGAGUGAUGGAAGGGGACUGGAAGAAUACAGACAGAGCAAUAAACUGGUUAAGAAAGGAAGCAAUCAAUUACACCAAACCAUUUGUUCUUUACUUGGGAUUAAAUUUACCACACCCUUACCCUUCACCAUCUUCAGGAGAAAAUUUUGGAUCUUCAACAUUUCACACAUCUCUUUAUUGGCUUGGAAAAGUAUCUGACGAUGCUAUCAAAAUCCCAAAGUGGUCACCUCUGUCAGAAAUGCACCCUGUAGAUUAUUACUCUUCUUAUACAAAAAAUUGCACUGGGAAGUUUACAGAAAAAGAAAUUAAGAAUAUUAGAGCAUUUUAUUAUGCUAUGUGUGCUGAAACAGAUGCCAUGCUUGGUAAAAUUAUUUUGGCUCUUCGCCAGUUAGAUCUUCUUCAGAAAACUAUUGUCAUAUACACCUCAGACCAUGGAGAGCUGGCUAUGGAACAUCGACAGUUUUAUAAAAUGAGUAUGUAUGAAGCUAGUGCCCAUGUUCCACUUUUGGUAAUGGGACCGGGAAUUAAGGCCAACCUACAAGUAUCAAAUGUGGUUUCUCUUGUGGAUAUUUAUCCUACUAUGCUUGAUAUUGCUGGAAUUUCUCUGCCUCACAACCUGAGUGGAUACUCUUUGUUGCCAUUAUCAUCAGAAACAUUUAAGAAUGAACAUAAACUCAAAGACCUACAUCCGCCCUGGAUUUUGAGUGAAUACCAUGGAUGUAACGUGAAUGCUUCCACCUACAUGCUUCGAACUCACCAGUGGAAAUAUAUAGCCUACUCUGAUGGUGCUUCAGUAUUGCCUCAACUCUUUGAUCUUUCCUCGGAUCCAGAUGAACUAACAAAUAUUGCUACAAAAUUUCCAGAAAUUACUUAUUCUUUGGAUCAGAAGCUUCGUUCCAUUAUAAACUAUCCUAAAGUUUCUGCAUCUGUCCAUCAAUACAAUAAAGAGCAGUUUAUCAAGUGGAAACAAAGUACAGGACAAAAUUAUUCAAAUAUUAUAGCGAACCUUAGAUGGCAUCAGGACUGGCUGAAAGAACCAAGGAAGUAUGAAAAUGCAGUCAAUCAGUGGCUUAAAACCCACACUAAUCCAAAAACAGUUUGAACAAAAAUAAGAAAAUAAUGUUCUAGAGCUAUAUAUAAAUAUGUUAGAGGAUCAUAAUUAAUCAUGUAUUUUAAAUGAACCCAUUUUAAUAAUUACUGAUUUUUAGUUACUUUUAAAGAAGGCACUGUAUUUUAAAAUAUAAUGCCAAUGAUUGUAGAAUUACAUCUUUUCAAAAAUGGUUAUUAUUAAAUCGUUAUUUUUACCAACUUCUAACAAGCUAAAGGAAGUAUCAAAAAGGAUGGAAGCAAAUACUGUAAUAUAAUGUGAGUAUUUGAUGGUGUUUGAUGAGUUAUUUGUAUUUGAUGGGACCAUUUGGAUGUAUUUGAUGGGAGUAUUUGGAAUAUUUAAGAGGACAUAGGCCCUGAAUAUAGCUGAUUUUAUUACUAUUUUUUAAUAUGUGCAAGGUAAAAGCUUCAAAAGGUACAAAAGGGUUAACAGUGAGCGUGAAGUCUCCUUCCUUUUCCAGUUCCCUGCCACCCAGUUCCCCUUCCAAGAAACAACUACUGAAACCACCUUCUUGUGUAUCCUUCUAGAGAACAGCCACACAUUUACUUAUGAACAAACAUAUCUAUUCUUUUUCCCCGACACAAAUGGUAGCAUACUAUACACAUUUUCUGCAUCUUGGUUUUUGGUUUUUUUGUUUUUGUUUCCUGUCAUUUAACAGUAGAUACCUAGGAGUGAAAUUGGUGGGUCAAGAGUGUAUCUAACAAAAUUGCACUAGAUACUACCAAAUCACCCCAGAAGAAGUUACACUAAUUGAUAUACUCACCAGCAAUGCAUGUCCUCACAUUCUUUGCCAACUGAUAGAGAAAAUAUAUUUUAUUUUUAUUUUUAUUACUACUAGGGUAGAUCAUAUUGUCAUAUGUUUAACAGCUAUUGGAAUUUUUUUAGUGACCUUUUUCUAUUUCUGUUCUUUGCCUUUUUUUCUGUUGGUUAUUGGUCUUUCUUUUUUAUUACAGGCAUGGUUUAGAUAUUCACUCUUUGUUAAGAGAGCCUACAAAUAUUUCUUUCCAGUUUGUGAUGGUCAUUUGUCUUUUGACUUUGUUCUGAUGUUUUUUGACAUGUAGAAAUUCGUAUUUUCAUGUAAUGAAAAUUAUGAAACUUUGUAUCACAUAAGUAUAUACAAUUAUGAUUUGUCAA